GUAGAGCAGCUUUGUCCCACCGAGGCAGGAGGGACGUGCGAGUGGAAGCGAUAGUGCUAGGAGUGGGCUAUCGUCUGCCGUUUUGCCGCUGUGAAAUUUGACUUCGGUCGAGGGCGGAAGAAGGCGCGGGCGUAUCAUCAAUCAACAAUGGCGCGCAGGGCGUUGCUUAUCGGCGCUAGCUAUGGCGACAACAGCAAUCUGCCUACUCUGCAUGGAGCGRUCAAUGAUGUCGUGCAGGCGAAGAUAGCGCUCACGACGGUGUAUGGAUUUGCAGAGGCUGACGUGUGCGUGCUGKCCGAUGSRGAAGUGGAUGCGAGCUGCGCUAAGGCUUGCACAAMGCCGCCYACGAAAGCUUGCAUCCUGGCGGCGCUUGAUUGGUUGGUGAARGGUGCGUGUGCAGGYGAUGUGCUGUUCUUCCACUUUUCUGGAUAUGGUACGCGUGUUCCCUCGGCAUYGUCGUGCGACUYGCUCGAYGAGGCUCUCCUUCCAUCUGAUGCUACGGUGUCGGAUGUGUGCGGUUUCGGAAACGUUGUCGACCAUAGUGUGUUCAGCGCCAAAUUCGCCUGCAUUCCCAAGGGNCUUCCAUCUGAUGCUACGGUGUCGGAUGUGUGCGGUUUCGGAAACGUUGUCGACCAUAGUGUGUUCAGCGCCAAAUUCGCCUGCAUUCCCAAGGGUGUGACGGUCGUUCAGGUGUUCGACACAGCCUUCAAAGCUGCCGGGAAGUGCGCCCUCGCCGUGAAGCCGUUCAAUAUCGGUCUCAAGUUCAAGAACGAGUAUGCGUCCCUGUCCACCGAGCAGCGCAAGUGCCACUACAAGACGCUUUAUGUGCAGGGUGGCAUGGAAGCAGUGACGACGGCGGCAGCCAUAGCUGGUGAUGCCUGCUACAUUGAUGUUCUUGCCGCGGCCGUGGGGGAGCAUGUCCGCUGCUCCCCCGUGUGCUCCCCCGUGUGGAGUGCUUGCUGCCCGCCUCUCUCUUCCUACUCCACCCUCUCUGCUUCCCUAAAAUGCGAGCUCUUGCAAUCUGUUGUCUGUGCUGCCGGGUCUCGCGGGCACGAGAUCGCGGUUCGCCUGGCGGACUGUACAUCGCUCCUUGGGGACUCCGAGAAGAAGACCUUGUACGCCGAACUGGUGAAGCUCGGCGGAGUGUCUGCGCUUGCCGCCGGCGCACGGCUCGCUGCUGACGUUGCCGUGCUCAGGACUGUAGUGGCGGCCGGAGAGCGUGUCCGUCUCGUCCGAGGCGAGCCGCCGGUGGAGUUUUGUGCGCGAAGGGAGGCCAGGAGACAGAGGGAGAAGCAAUUGCUCAAGGAGGUCAUUGUGAUUGCUGGCUGUGCGGGUUACGAGUUAUCUGUCAAACUGAUGCAAGAGGGGUUGACGGUGGCGUGCCGGAAAGAGAUUUAUUCUAAGCUGUUCGCCGAGGGAGGCGUUGAGGCUGUCACCAUAGCUGCCCUCGUCUCCGAGGACGAGGUUAUGAAGGGCGAGUUGGAGAAGGCAGCCGUGGAGCAAGCAGCGUUUGUCCAAUGUCCGACUGCCAUCAUGUGUCUUCCGUCAGCCUGCUGUCCGUUGCCUGUGCCUCCCACUGGGUGGGAAUGUGACUACCUGCUGAGUGCGGAGGAAAGGCGAGUUGUCAGUGCUCUGUACUACCUUGCUCGAGAGGAUUGCGCGGUGCGCUCGCUUGCGACGAAGCUGGCACUAGAGAAGAAGGUUCUGUCUGCGGAGGCCCGGAAAAGCCUCAUUGCACAAAUCAUCUCCAAAACCGGUUGCGAGGGACUCGAUCUUGUACAAAGCCUCUGCUGCUAGGUGAAGGCUGUCGCCUUCCUGAUGGUACCGAUAACUACCUCGUUACAAGGAAAGCAAAGCCUUAAUGUUCGGAUGAGAGAGAGAGAGAGAGAGUCACUUACAGUUAUUUUAUUUGUCGUUUUCGUGUUCACGCUGUCCCGGUCUUUAUUGAACAAAGUUGGCUCCAUGUACCAGCUUUCGUCAUUAUGGCAGUUAGCGAUUGCCAGAGUGGAGUGUGUGUUUCAGGAAACGAGUUGUGGUCAUUAUGAUGAAGGCGUUUUGAUGUAUUUCAGAGCGGAAAGGUUGCCUUGGGACAGACAUUGUUAAGUUUGUCUUCGUGGGGAGGGAAGGAAGAUUCGCUGUAGAAAUGAAGACUUCUACACAUGUUUCCAAUUAUGAAUCGUGAUGACUGUCAUUCGGCUGUCUUAAUCGGCUCUCUUUGUAUUUUCAGAUGAGGUACCUAUGGCCGUGAACGGGUUGGAUUUGCAG
This is a messenger RNA of Chara braunii, 2265 nucleotides long. The record is from the annotation of a GenBank genome assembly. Lineage: Eukaryota; Viridiplantae; Streptophyta; Charophyceae; Charales; Characeae.